Cicer arietinum (chickpea) is the source of this 1188-nucleotide messenger RNA. Its product is annotated as ras-related protein RABA4c-like. The record is from RefSeq and is a predicted model, not a curated record. Gene Ontology annotation, molecular function: GTP binding; GTPase activity. Lineage: Eukaryota; Viridiplantae; Streptophyta; Magnoliopsida; Fabales; Fabaceae.
UAUAUCCUUAAUCCUAUUAGUACGUUUCUUCUUGUUUCCUAAAACUGCUAAUUCCUUUCAGUGAUUUUGUCUUUUUUCAACUUUCCGUAAAACAACGCUCUCAUUGACAACCAAUGUGAUAUGAAAAGCAAAAUCCCUCUUUUUUUUUUCUCUUACGAAAUGUCCUUCUAUACAACACAAAAAUCGUGAACUCAUAAAAACUAACAUAAAAAAAAGACCAAUUUUUUAUGCAGCAAAACAGCAAAGAUCCAAAGUGGGGUUUGCUGUAUCACAUUCAGUUUUCAAAAGGGUUGUCGAAAAUCACAGAGAGAGAGAGAGAGAAUGGCUCAGUGGCAAGGUGAUUCUGAUGACGAUAUUGAUUACAUGUUUAAGGUUGUGUUAAUUGGAGACUCUGGAGUUGGAAAAUCUCAGCUUUUAAAUCGGUUUGUUAGAAAUGAAUUUCACAUGAAAUCUAAAGCUACAAUUGGUGUUGAAUUUCUGACUAAGACGGUUCUCAUGGAUCACAAACAUGUCAAGGCUCAGAUUUGGGAUACUGCUGGUCAAGAAAGGUACCAAGCAAUUACAACUGCAUAUUACAGAGGUGCAACUGGUGCAUUACUAACAUAUGACGUAACCAAGCGCCAUUCCUUUAACCAUGUUGAAAAAUGGCUAGACGAACUACACAUGCAUGCCGAUAAAAACAUAGUUGUCAUGCUCGUUGGCAACAAGUCUGACCUGAAUUCUAUUCGAGAAGUGCCGACCGAGGAAGCAAAAGACUUUGCCAAGCAGAAAGGUCUCUUCUUCAUCGAAACAUCUGCGCUUGACUCCAACAAUGUAGAACCAGCUUUCCUUGGUCUUCUUUCACAAAUAUAUAUGGCAGUCAGUAAGAAGCACAUCACUGCAGAUGGACAUGAAUCAAAUUGGGAUAAAGUAAACCUUGAAUUUGUGGGAACAAAAAUUAAGGUCUCAUCACAAGAACCAGAAUUUCAAAAAUCUAAAAGGAGAUACAAUUGUUGCAGCGUUUUAUAGAAUAUUUUUUCACCUAGAAGCUAUUGAUUAUGUAUAUACUCUGCCAUUAUUUUUCCCCUUCAAUUCUUUUGAUGUGUUUUAACUUUAAGGAUAGUUUUUAGGCAUAGUAUUUUUUGCCUUGGAAGUUACUUGUUGUUUUGAUUGGCAUUGAUAUGAAAUCAGCUAACAAUUCAUGAAUUA